Messenger RNA from Aureobasidium namibiae CBS 147.97, 600 nucleotides. RefSeq lists its product as uncharacterized. The record is from RefSeq and is a predicted model, not a curated record. NCBI's taxonomy places the organism in Eukaryota, Fungi, Ascomycota, Dothideomycetes, Dothideales, Saccotheciaceae. The transcript has a single exon. The coding region runs from base 1 to 600 and encodes 199 amino acids.
AUGGGCACACCUGUUCCUCCCUGUAACAUCGCGCCCCUCACCACUUCAGACAUCAUCACCAUCGCGCCUGGAAGCGCAAAUUGUACUGGAGCUCCAUACCCUGCCGAGUGCGCGAUUGCUCCAGAUGCUGCGUCAUGGAUCAAUCUAGCCUUCCACGUCUUCGGCAUACAUGCAUUCGGAACACAGGCUGCCCUACUCUCACUCAUGCUGUAUGAAUCCGGUUCUUUCAAAUACAACAUCAACCACUACCCUGGUGUGCCUGGCCAAGGCACUCGCAACAUGCAGAGUCCAGCCUUAAACCUCAAAUACGCCCGGUGGCUGGCUGCAAAUAUGACGAACUCGGGUAUAAUGCCACAGCAGGUGGAUGAGGCAGAGGAAAAAGGUCAAGUGCAGAUAUUGGCGCUUGUGAACGGGGAGCGAUGGGGUUUCGCGUCAGCAGCGUGGUUCUUGGCCACGCAAUGCAAUGAAGAGAUUAGUCAGGGACUUGCGACCUUGACAGAAGAGGGAUGGAGAACGUAUCUGACCGACUGUGUUGGGACGACUGUGACGGUCGAUCGGACUGUGAUCUGGAAGAGGGCUAUCGCUUUGGGUAAGUGGUAG